Molecule: messenger RNA, 204 nt
Organism: Colletotrichum truncatum
Lineage: Eukaryota; Fungi; Ascomycota; Sordariomycetes; Glomerellales; Glomerellaceae
Source: RefSeq, a predicted model, not a curated record
AUGUCGAGGAGGAGACAUACGACGUCACGUGGGAAGGCUUCCAGCUGUGGAUUUGGACGGCCCUUGAAGCCAACCUUGCCAUUGUCUGCGGCUGUAUACCUGUUCUACGGCGCCUGCUGCCUUCUUUCUCGGCUACAUUCACUAGCUCUGGUCAACCAACCAUUGGCUCGGCAAAGAAGUCGCAGCAAAGGCAUGGCGACUUAA